This is a messenger RNA of Penicillium malachiteum, 624 nucleotides long. It is a transcript of the gene cyp4, whose product is annotated as peptidyl-prolyl cis-trans isomerase. Gene Ontology annotation, molecular function: peptidyl-prolyl cis-trans isomerase activity. Lineage: Eukaryota; Fungi; Ascomycota; Eurotiomycetes; Eurotiales; Aspergillaceae. The coding region runs from base 1 to 624 and encodes 207 amino acids. Gene Ontology annotation, biological process: protein peptidyl-prolyl isomerization; protein folding. The record is from RefSeq and is a predicted model, not a curated record. The transcript has 4 exons.
AUGUUUUGCCGCCUCAAGUCAACCCCACCCUCCUUCUUCUCUUCUCUCAAUUGCUCUUUCCACCCUGCAACUCGAUCAUUCUCAUCCACAACCGCAGCCAUGUCCGGAAACACCAAGGCCUUCUUCGAAGUUCAGUACGCCCCUGUGGGCUCCUCCACCCCCAAGGUUGGCCGUAUCAACUUCACUCUCUACGAGGGUGAUGUCCCCAAGACUGCCAAGAACUUCCGUGAGCUCUGCAAGCUCCCCGAGGGCCAGGGCUACAAGGGCUCCGGCUUCCACCGCAUCAUCCCCCAGUUCAUGCUUCAGGGUGGUGACUUCACCCGUCACAACGGUACCGGUGGUCGCUCCAUCUACGGCGAGAAGUUCCCUGAUGAGAACUUCAUCCACAAGCACACCCGCCCCGGUCUGCUCUCCAUGGCCAACGCCGGCCCUAACACCAACGGCUCCCAGUUCUUCAUCACCACCGUUGUGACCUCUUGGCUCGAUGGUAAGCACGUCGUCUUCGGCGAGGUUGCUGAUGCUGAGUCCAUGGCCGUUGUCAAGGAGAUUGAGGCCCUCGGCUCCUCCUCCGGUGCCGUUCGCUCUGCUGUCAAGCCCACCAUCAUCAACGCUGGUGAGGCUUAA